This is a messenger RNA of Telopea speciosissima, 1397 nucleotides long. RefSeq names its product nicotianamine aminotransferase 1-like. NCBI's taxonomy places the organism in Eukaryota, Viridiplantae, Streptophyta, Magnoliopsida, Proteales, Proteaceae. Gene Ontology annotation, molecular function: transaminase activity; pyridoxal phosphate binding. Gene Ontology annotation, biological process: biosynthetic process; amino acid metabolic process. The transcript has 7 exons. The record is from RefSeq and is a predicted model, not a curated record. The coding region runs from base 30 to 1292 and encodes 420 amino acids.
AGUCUCGAUUUCCUUGAAGAAAAGGAGAGAUGGAGGGCGGGUCGAAGCAAUGGCGUUUUAAGGUGAAGAAGGAUCUGACUUCUACUGCUUCCAAUGUCACCAUAAGAGGGAUGCUUAAGAAGCUCAACGAGGCUAUUGAUGCGACCGACACAAGGCCCACGAUCCAUCUCGGACAUGGCGAUCCUUCUCAUUAUCCUUCCUUUCGAACGACACCAGUAGCUGAAGACGCCAUUGUUGAUGCUGUUCGUUCUGCUAAGUUCAACUGUUAUGCUCCUGCCGUCGGUAUUCUUCCCGCUAGAAGGGCAGUAGCAGAAUACCUGUCAAGUAAUCUUCCAUACAAGUUAUCUCCCGAUGAUGUGAAUCUCACCAACGGUUGCAAACAAGCCAUUGAAGUGGUUGUAUCGGUGCUGUCUCAGCAGCCUGGUGCCAACAUCUUGCUUCCACGACCAGGGUUCCCCACCUAUGAAGCUCUUGCUGCUUCCAAGCAUCUCGAAUUCCGACAUUUUGAUCUUCUGCCCGACAAAGGUUGGGAAAUCGAUCUUGACACUGUUGAAGCUGUUGCAGAUGAUAACACUGUUGCCAUGGUCAUCAUUAACCCUGGAAAUCCAGGCGGGAAUGUCUUCACUUACCAGCACUUGCAGAAGGUUGCUGAGACUGCAAGAAGGCUUGGGAUACUGGUAAUCGCAGAUGAAACUUACGGAUGUGUCGCUUUUGGUACUAACCCAUUUGUGCCCAUGGGUACGUUUGGAUUGAUUGCUCCUGUCAUUACACUUGGGUCCAUUUCCAAGAGAUGGAUGGUUCCCGGAUGGAGAUUGGGCUGGCUCGUCAUUACUGAUCCCAGUGGCGUCCUUAAAGAAGCCAAGAUUGUCGAGAGCAUUAAUGGCUGUCUCAAUAUCUGCUCCGACCCUGCAACUUUCGUUCAGGGGUCAAUUCCUAAAAUCCUUGAGGAUACAAAAGAGGAUUUCUUUAAGAAUGUCAUUGAUAUAUUAAGUCAAGCAUCGGACAUGUGUUAUGAGACAUUAAAAAACAUUGAUUGCCUUACUUGUCCACAUAAACCAGAGGGAUCUAUGUUUGUAAUGGUAAAGUUAAACUUAUCACUUCUAGAAGAUAUUGUUGAUGAUAUUGACUUUUGCUACAAGUUGGUCAAAGAAGAAUCUGUGGUUAUUUUACCAGGCAUCACUGUGGGAUUGAAAAAUUGGCUCCGAAUAACUUUUGCUAUUGAGCCAUCUUCUCUUGAAGAUGCCCUAGGAAGGCUAAAGUCCUUUUGCCAAAGGCAUGCUAAGAAACAGUGAGGAAUCACAACCAUUUGUUCCUGGAUCAAUCUCAUGGUGAUCAUCAACAUGAAGUUGAAGCCCAUGCUCCCUUUUAUUGCUGGUGUUGGUUGUGUGCUUAUUGUC